Cladophialophora psammophila CBS 110553 is the source of this 3411-nucleotide messenger RNA. RefSeq lists its product as uncharacterized. The coding region runs from base 1 to 3411 and encodes 1136 amino acids. Lineage: Eukaryota; Fungi; Ascomycota; Eurotiomycetes; Chaetothyriales; Herpotrichiellaceae. Gene Ontology annotation, biological process: phospholipid biosynthetic process. The record is from RefSeq and is a predicted model, not a curated record. Gene Ontology annotation, molecular function: phosphatidylserine decarboxylase activity; calcium ion binding. The transcript has 4 exons.
AUGGUGCACAUAUCGCUGCCUAGAGGCCUCAGCCAACUUGGAGGAAAAAACAAAGACAAAGAUCAGGGUGUCGGUGGUUCUGCUCCCAAUGGAAAUGGUAGCAGAAGGCCCAGUCCUCCACGGCUGGGAAGUAACAACAACAGCACCGCUGCCUUGGUCGAUCAAAAACCCCUUAUUCUCAAAGUCUAUGUCAUAAAGGCGCGAAAUCUGGCACCAAAGGAUAGAUCUGGCACCUCCGAUCCCUACCUUGUGGUCACUCUCGGCAAUGCGAAACAGUCCACACCCUCGAUUUCGAAGAAUCUCAAUCCGGAAUGGAAGAUAUGCUUCGAUAUGCCUCUGACGGGCGUCCCACUACUUGAAUGCAUGUGCUGGGAUAAGGAUCGCUUUGGCAAAGACUAUAUGGGCGAAUUUGACAUCCCGAUCGAAGAUAUCUUCACCAAUGGACAGAUACAGACCCAGCCUAAAUGGUACAAGCUGAGUUCGCGGAGACCGACGGGGAAGAAACCGAGCAAUGUGUCCGGAGAAGUGUACAUGCAAUUCUCUCUCGUCGACUCGGCGAAUCCGUCCGCUAGUCCAGACGAGAUCCGGAAAAAGUUUCAAGCCUACCUCGGAGCCGAAGAAGAGGACGAUGAAUUGAGCCGUGUCUCUUCGAAUGUUGAUGACUUCGCCGCGGACGAGGAAUUUGACGAGCUUGACGAGGAUCAGGAGGAAUCAGUCACAGAGACCGAAUCCCCCCAGAAACUCGAAACUGCCGACAAGAAAGCGAAGAAGAAACGACUCGCACGCCUCCGACGCCGGUCGAUUGCGGCAAGAGCUUACAAUUUCCUUUCAGAAGACAACGAUGUCAAUGGCAUUAUUUUCUUGGAGAUUGUCAAGAUAAUCGAUCUACCACCUGAACGAAACAUGACCCGAACCUCUUUUGAUAUGGACCCCUUUGUGGUUACUGCAUUGGGCCGGAAGGUCUUGCGAACAAGGGUGGUUCGACACAAUCUGAACCCGGUGUACAACGAAAAGAUGGUCUUUCAGAUCAAGCGCAAUGAAGUCGGCUACUCCUUCACAUUCAGUGUGAUCGAUCGAGACAGCUUGUCAGGAAACGACUUCGUGGCUUCGACCUCAUUUCCCCUGCAAAAAAUGAUCCAAUCUGCUCCAAAAGAGGAUCCAGAGACUGGUCUCUAUGACCUUCCUGAACCACCAGAGUUUUCGCCGGCAUUGCAGCAAAAAGGCAGAUUUCGCAUUCCCUUAUCACGCACCACAUCGGCCAAUAGUCUAUCAAAGCUAACCAGGCCUGGUUUGAAAAAGGACGACUCUCAAGUAUCACUGUCCAGCACGAAUAACAGUACAAGUAGUGACGAUGCCAGUCGGCCCCCGCCGCCAACGAGUAUGCCGUCUGAAAAUAAUGGUAACAACGGAAACAACGGAAACAAUGGAAACAACGGAAACAAUGGAAACAACGGAAACAAUGGAAACAACGGAAACAACGGAAACAACGGAAACAAUGGAAACAAUCUGAAAAUUCCUCCUGGCGUUGACCUCCCCCAACCUCAACCCGCAGAAGACCCAACGAUGAUACCCUACGUGAUCCCAUUGGAACUCAAGAAUAAGGAACGAUGGGAAGACAAGCAUAGUCCCGAGCUCCACAUCCGAGGAAGAUAUCUGUCUUACAAGGCGCUGAGGCAGCAGUUCUGGAGGGCAAUGCUGAAGCAGUAUGAUGCCGAUGACAGUAGGCGGAUCAGUAAAAUCGAAUUCACCACGAUGCUUGAUACGCUCGGGUCGACUCUGAAAGAAUCAACGAUUGACCGGUUCUUCAAGAGGUUUGCCGCCGAAAAUGAAGACGUUGGGGAGGCAGAUUUGACCUUUGACCAAGCAGUGAUUUGUCUAGAGGAACAAUUGCAGAAGAGCAGUGAAAAGAAGUCCCAGCUCGAGAAGAUCAAGAGCGCCGAAAUAUUUUCGACACAGAAGGAUGUCAUUCCCCCGCAAGUUAGCAACAAUGAUGAAGUGCCAACUAUUACACAAGAGGCGACUGGGGCUGCUGGUGAGGAGGGCAAAUUGCUCGGAAAUGACCUUGCGGACGAAGGAGACGAAGAACAUGUCAUCGAGAUUCGGGAGUGUCCCAUAUGCCAUCAACCAAAAUUGAACAAACGCACCGAAGCCGACAUCAUAACGCACAUUGCUACCUGUGCCAGCUCAGAUUGGAGGCAGGUCAAUAAUCUAGUAAUGGGCGGUUUCGUGACACAGAGCCAAGCUCAGCGGAAGUGGUACUCCAAGGUCAUUACUAAGAUCAGUUACGGAGGCUACAGACUGGGCGCUAACAGCGCGAACAUUCUUGUUCAAGAUCGGAUUACGGGGCAGAUCAAUGAAGAACGAAUGUCUGUAUACGUUCGCAUUGGCAUCCGCUUGCUCUAUAAAGGCUUGGGCGCGGGCGAAAUGGAGAAGAAAAGAAUCAAAAAGAUGCUGCGAUCGUUAUCAGUCAAACAGGGCAAGAAGUUCGAUGAUCCAGCCUCGGUGGCGCAAAUUCCCGGAUUCAUUGCCUUCCACCAGCUCGACAUGUCCGAAGUGCUCCUCCCAACUUCCGAGUUCAAGAAUUUCAACGAAUUCUUCUAUCGUGCUUUGAAACCCCACGCUCGGCCUUGCAGUGCACCAGAACGAGCUGAAAUCAUCGUCUCUCCUGCAGAUUGUCGCUCCGUUGUGUUCAAUACCAUCGAUGAUGCGACACGAAUUUGGGUCAAAGGCAGAGAUUACUCGCUCGAGAAACUAUUUGGUGAGGCAUAUCCAUUAGAAGCGAAACGAUACAAAGGCGGCAGUAUGGGCAUUUUCAGACUUGCGCCUCAAGAUUAUCAUCGUUUCCACAUUCCGGUCGACGGUACCUUGGGAACACCAAAGGCCAUCGAGGGUGAAUACUACACAGUCAAUCCCAUGGCGAUCAGAUCGGCAUUGGAUGUCUACGGUGAAAAUAUCAGGGUUUUGGUACCCAUCGACUCCGUUGCCCACGGCAGAGUCAUGUACGUCUGCAUUGGUGCAAUGAUGGUCGGCUCAACGGUUAUUACCCGGAAACCGGGGGAUCGGGUCAAACGAGCUGAAGAGCUUGGAUAUUUCAAGUUUGGCGGCAGUACCAUUCUCUUGUUCUUCGAGCCGGGAAAGAUGGUCUACGACGGAGACCUUGUCGACAACAGCAUUGGAGCUCUCGAAACACUGAUCCGUGCUGGUAUGUCUAUUGGACACUCACCGAAUGUUGAGCCGCAUAGGCCGGACAUGAAGAAGGACGAGAGCAGCAUUACCAUGGAGGAUAGACAGGAAGCCAGGCGGCGCAUUGAGGGCAGCAUUGCACCUGACAUGGAUAACUUUGGCAUACUCUCUCCCGACACCGAGUCGGGCGAUGCAAUGAGCUCGCUACACCCGGCCAACAUCGCGUAA